CCGGAAGCGGAAGCCUUGUGGUUGUCCCGCCUGAGGAAGAAAAGGGGGAGGAGUCAUCGCUGGAGGUACCGCCUGGGCGGGGACCUCUGGUCCCUGGAGAGCCCCCGUGAUGCCUCGUUACUGUGCGGCCACCUGUUGCAGGAACCGAGCCGGUCAGAGCGCCCGAGACCAGCGCAAGCUCAGUUUCUACCCAUUUCCUCUCAAUGAUAAAGAAAGAUUGGAGAAAUGGUUACGGAACAUGAAACGUGACACUUGGAUUCCCAGCAAGCACCAGGUUCUCUGCAGUGACCAUUUCACACCAGACUCCCUUGAUGUGCGAUGGGGUAUUCGAUAUUUGAAAACAACUGCAGUGCCAACUAUUUUUUCAGCACCUGAUAAUCAGGAAAAAGAAAUUUUCCAAAAGGCACAGGAAAAAAGAACAGAACAUGUCAAAGAUAAAAACCCAAGGAAUACAACAGCUAGUUUUUUAAAACCUUGUUCACCAAAGAUGAAUAAUAUGAUUGAAGAAAGACUUUAUAGGAAAGCACUUUGCACAACUUUAAGCAAGUCAUCUCAACAGAAAGUACCGCUUCAGGAUGCAGUGAAAUCUGAAGACAUAAUUAUAUACCCUGAUGAUUCCAUUAGGCAGACUUUAGAGCAAACAAACCCUGUGGUAAUAACAACCGAUAUACAGAUGAUAACAACCAGUGAUUCCUGCACUCCAAAAACCAUGAGCUUUAACAAAGCUGUAGAUCAUCUCUUUAGUGGUUCAACCACAAUUUUGCAAACUACAGUUCACAACCUUCAGUCAUGUCUUGAGUGCAUCUCAGAUCCUAAAGCCACAGUUUCACAGCCUUUAGAUUUUAAAACCUUGGAUCCAUCUCUGGAAUCUAAUAAUAAUGUGACUGUACCUGUUAAUACCCUUCCACCUGAUGAACUGGGGUCUCAUAUGGCAUGCUGUACAGUGGAAGUCAAGCCAUCGAGUGAAAAGUCAUUGUUGCUCCACACCGUGUCCCAAGCUUUGGAACAGUUUAGUGGGGAUAAAGAGUCUUUUAUGACUAUUAUCGUUCCUUCAGAGAAUUCAAAAAACCCUUUGUUAUUAGAAGGCUCAGUUAUUCCAGUGGACCAGGAAUUAAUUGAUAUUGAAGCUGGAACAUCUACAUGCAUCACCAGUGAUGGCGGUCUUGAAGUGCUACAAAUGGAACAUUCAUAUUGUAGGCAAGACAUAGACAGAGAGCAACUCUGGCAAAAAAUUGCAAGGCUGCACUCAAAAAUAGCACUUUUAGAAACACAGGAACAAAAAACUUUAGGCAGACUCAAAUCCCUGGAAGCACUUAUUGCCAAGCUGGAGCAAGAAAAUCUGCUUUCUGAAGAAAAACUCAAAAUUGUUGAAAAUUGUUUCACAACAUUUGAAGUGACUAUGAUACAAUAAAAGCUUUAAAGUGGUGGUUUCAACUAA
Sphaerodactylus townsendi is the source of this 1438-nucleotide messenger RNA. It is a transcript of the gene THAP5, whose product is annotated as THAP domain containing 5. Lineage: Eukaryota; Metazoa; Chordata; Lepidosauria; Squamata; Sphaerodactylidae. Bases 110 to 1411 code for a protein of 433 amino acids. The transcript has 3 exons. The record is from RefSeq and is a predicted model, not a curated record. Gene Ontology annotation, cellular component: nucleus.